Messenger RNA from Staurois parvus, 285 nucleotides. NCBI's taxonomy places the organism in Eukaryota, Metazoa, Chordata, Amphibia, Anura, Ranidae. The record is from the annotation of a GenBank genome assembly.
CUGUACUCUGUCCGCAGUCUCUGGUCAUCUCCUGUACUGUCCGCAGUCUCUGGUCAUCCCUGUGCUGUCCGCAGUCUCUGGUCAUCCCUGUGCUGUCCGCAGUCUCUGGUCAUCCCUGUACUGUGUCCGCAGUCUCUGGUCAUCCCUGUACUGUGUCCGCAGUCUCUGGUCAUCCCUGUACUGUGUCCGCAGUCUCUGGUCAUCCCUGUACUGUGUCCGCAGUCUCUGGUCAUCCCCUGUACUGUGUCCGCAGUCUCUGGUCAUCUCCUGUACUAUGUUUGCAGU